ACUGAACAGAUGGAAACAGAAGCUGAUGGAGAGGACUGUGGAGGACCAGAACCAGACAGGAACUCAGAUCCAGAUACUGAUAACGAGACUGAAGACUCUUCUGAACCAGAGACUGAUGACAGCGAUGACUGGAAACAGAACAGAGACCACCAAUCAGGUUCAAACUCUCUGAAAAAUGUGCUUGAUGAUGAAGAAGAGGAAGCUCAGUCCUCACAGCUUCAUCAAAUACAAACUCAGGAGAACAGAGAGGAAGAGCAUUUGAAAACAGAAACUGAUGGAGAGAGAUCCAGAUCAGAUCCAGAUAGUCCUUUACAACCAGCUGCUGAUGAGACUUUACACUCCUCUGAAUGUGAGACUGAUGAUGGUAGAGACUGGGAGGAGACUCAGGAACUUCAGUCAAUUUUAAACCCUCUUCAAAACAAUGAAGUACCUGUAAGUGAUCUGCACUGUAAUACUGGAAAAACAUCAAUCGGCUCCUCUGAAUGUGCUGGAAGCUUUAACAAGGGAUAUCUGAACAAACACACUGAGUCUAAAACAGGAGUGAAACCAUUUCAAUGUUCAGUUUGUGGCAAAGGAUUUGCACAAAAGGGAAACCUGACAAAUCACAUGAUUGUCCACACAGGAGAGAAACCAUUUAGUUGUUCAGUUUGUGGUAAAAUGUUUGCACACAAGAGAAACCUGACACAACACAUGACUUGCCACACAGGGGAGAAACCAUUGAGUUGUUCAGUUUGUGGUAAAACAUUUGCACAUAAGGGAAACCUGAAGGGUCACAUGAUUGUCCACACAGGGGAGAAACUAUUUAGUUGUUCAGUUUGUGGUAAAACAUUUGCACAAAAGGGACACCUGAAAGGUCACAUGAUUGUCCACACAAGGGAGAAACUAUUUAGUUGUUCAGUUUGUGGUAAAACAUUUGCACAAAAGGGACACCUGAAAGGUCACAUGAUUGUCCACACAGGGGAGAAACUAUUUAGUUGUUCAGUUUGUGGUAAAACGUUUGCGCGCAAGAGAAACCUGACACAACACGUGACUUUCCACACAGGGGAGAAACCAUUUAGUUGUUCAGUUUGUGGUAAAACAUUUGCACAUAAGGGAAACCUGACACAACACAUGACUGUCCACACGGGGGAAACUGUUUAGUUGAUCAGUUUAAAAUAAAAGAUUCUCUUGUCUCUGUAAUUUCAUAAAUCUUAAUUAUAUUGGUGAGAGUGUCAGAAAUACAUGAGACAUGUUUAAACACUUAAAAACUGUCAGACUCCAAAAUCUGUUUAUUCAGCUAAGAUGAAGCUACACAUCAAUUUAAAUCCUGUUGGUAUUUGUCUCUAUAUGUUGUCAGGUAUUUAAUAUUGUGUUAAAUUGUGAAAGUAUUUCUUGUCCCCUAUACAGCACUAUGGUUUGAGCUGAAUUAUCAUUGGUGAUGAAACUAAGACAAAUAUUUAACCUUCUUUCUCUUCAGCAACGUUUUCUCUCGUUUAAAUUCAUUACUUCCGUGAUUUUGUUUCACUCUACAAACUGCAAUUUUGUUCCAUAACUGAAGAAAAAAAUAAUAGUGGUUAGUUGUCUACAUCGGUUUUUAUUCAACAUCACCCUCUACUGACCUCAUCUCUUUGGGAUAUAGUGAUUCUGUCCGAUGGAAGGAGAAUCUUGAAUAUUCAGCAAAGAUUUCAGUUCUAGUUCCUUGUGUUGAUGAGCUGGAACUUCGUUUUAUGACGGGAAUAUUUAAUCUUUUGUUUACAGACUUUUCUCUCUUUGAUUUAGUCGAAGAACUAUUGUGACAAAUGUUCAAGUAAUCUGUUCUAAUUGUUUUCAUGAUGGCUCACAAACAGUUGAAAAGUUCCGCCAAUGUUUUCACCAUCAUAACUGCAGUUCAAUUUGUUCUUUCGAUUGCCUGUUUUUCCAGAAAUAAAUCAUAAGAAACUGAAACUUUUCAUGGACAAUGGACUCUUUAUCCUGCGUAUACCACA
Anarrhichthys ocellatus (wolf-eel) is the source of this 1964-nucleotide messenger RNA. Its product is annotated as gastrula zinc finger protein XlCGF8.2DB-like. The transcript has a single exon. Gene Ontology annotation, molecular function: DNA-binding transcription factor activity, RNA polymerase II-specific. Bases 10 to 1140 code for a protein of 376 amino acids. Gene Ontology annotation, biological process: regulation of transcription by RNA polymerase II. Gene Ontology annotation, cellular component: nucleus. The record is from RefSeq and is a predicted model, not a curated record. Lineage: Eukaryota; Metazoa; Chordata; Actinopteri; Perciformes; Anarhichadidae.